GCGGGACUCCAGGCUCUCACUUCCCCAGCUGCUGACGUCAGCUGGCAGCCUGGGCUGUGCUCGCCGCUCCGGACAUAGCGCCGAGGAAAAUGCUGCUCUCCGUACCGCCAAGGGCAGGAAUCAACCCCUACAACGGCUAUAACAGCAGAAACAGCAAAAAGCAGGCCUAUGUGUCCUCCGGCCACCAGAUGGCGCCCCCCAGUCCCAACACCAACAGUAGUAGCAACAGCAGUGGCGGGGCAGGGGAACAGCUGAGUAAAACGAACCUGUACAUCCGCGGCCUCCAUCCGGGAACCACGGACCAAGACCUGGUCAAGCUCUGCCAGCCGUACGGCAAAAUUGUAUCGACCAAGGCCAUCUUGGAUAAAACCACCAACAAAUGUAAAGGUUAUGGCUUUGUGGACUUUGACAGUCCAGCAGCAGCACAGAAAGCUGUUACAGCUCUGAAAUCCAGCGGGGUCCAGGCUCAAAUGGCCAAACAACAGGAGCAGGACCCCACCAAUCUCUACAUCUCCAACCUGCCAGUGUCUAUGGAUGAGCAGGAGCUGGAGAGCAUGCUCAAGUCCUUUGGCCAGGUCAUUUCCACACGCAUCCUCCGAGAUGCCAACGGGACCAGCCGUGGUGUUGGAUUUGCCAGAAUGGAGUCCACAGAGAAGUGCGAGGCCAUAAUUCAGCAUUUCAAUGGCAAAUUCAUCAAGACUCCACCAGGAGUGCCUGUGCCCACAGAGCCCUUAUUAUGUAAGUUUGCAGACGGAGGUCAGAAGAAGAGGCAGAACCAGGGGAAGUACCUCCAAAAUGGAAGGCCCUGGGCUAGAGACGGAGACACGGGAGGAAUGACGCUUGCGUAUGACCCCACAGCUUUACAAAAUGGCAGCUUCUACUCCUCACCUUACAGUCUGGCUCCAAACCGAAUGAUUGCUCAGACUUCUCUGUCGCCCUACAUUCAUUCUCCUGUCUCAUCCUACCAGGUACAUAGCCCGUCCUGGAUGCACCAUCAGUCAUACCUCAUGCAGCCAGCUGGUACAGUUCUUACCCCAACAAUGGAUCAUGCCAUGUCCAUCCAGCCCACGUCCAUGAUGGGACCUCUCACCCAGCAAUUAAGCCACCUGUCCCUGGGCAGCACGGGCACAUAUAUUCCGGCCAACACAACUAUGCAGGGGACCUACAUCCCCCAGUACACCCCAGUGCCUCCCUCCAAUGUCCCAGUAGAGGAGAAUGGUGGUCAGCAGCAACAGGUUGCCAUGGAGACUCCCGCAGAACACACAAACUACUCAUACCAACACACAAAGUGAAGCUAAGCUCCCAGCAGGGUGGGGCUGAGGGCACGAAAUGAAUCCAGCCAAACAGGAUUCACAUGGAAGAGAUCUGUGCUCCAUACCAUCACUAAGCACCUGGACUUGAACAUGGAUGACAAAAGGAACAUGUGUGUGAUUGUGAGCGUGUUUGUUUGUAUGCGUGUGAGUGUGUAUGUCUGUUUAGUUUUUUUUUCUUUUUUUUAAGACAAAGGACAACACUUAACGUCAUUGGACUUUUCUGCUCACAUCCUCAAGAGUUGAUCAACCAAAGGUGGGAAUCUUCUUCAGAGAAGCUUUGAUCUAUUUUGAUAACUGAAAAAGGAACAUAACAAAGAAGCUUAAAAAAAACUAAAAAAAAAAAAAAAAACGUAGGAGGGGAGGAAAAGACACAGAGCAUUAUUUUUGUGCACGUAAUAUAACAAAUCCUUAUUUUUAACAGAGCAUUCUGGAUGUUUCAGAGUGAUUCAAGGAAGAGUUGAAACACAAUGUGUCUUUUAUUUUUUUGUAAAAUAUGCAAACUUUUAUUUUUAUUUCCUGAUGUCUGUUGUUUGACAUUCUAUUUGCAGCAGCGGGGGCAACAAUUUGUACAGAUUUAAAACAGUACAAACACUUUUGCUGGUCUGAUGUGUCGAGUCAUUCUAACCAUGGGAGGUCAACCAUUAAAAGCUACUUCUUCCUGUAACUGCUGCAGAGAUUUCUAUUCAUGCACAGAUGAUGAUAGCAUUGACUGUUUAUAGUUUAGUCAAAUUAAGUUUUUUUUUAACUUUAAAAUCAUCCUUUCAUACGUGAACAAAAGACAAUCAAUUAUUUAUAUUUAUAUUUGAAUUAGAGUUCUAUUUUUUAGACUUUUUAGGUCAUUGAAGCAUACAUUUAUAGAAAACACCUUAUUUAAUACUGUAGCCUAUAAAGGCAAGAUGAAAUAGACAUUAGGAUCUUACCCCACGCAUUAUUGAGCCUUAAUAUUUGGCUCGUGAAAAUUACUUUUUUUUGAUGGUUGGAUGACUUUAAAUUCACUUCAAAUCCUGUAUUCACCAUCUGAAAAAAAAAACAUUGAACGAUACUUGUUCAUUCUAAUGCUGCAUUCGAUUGCAACUGGGAGUUUUUUGACAUUCGUCAAAGAAAACGCCACCAAAAGUUAAUUUUCAUAUAUGGUAACUUGGAUUGUGGGUUUCUCACCUCCAGGAACUUUCCACCCAAAAUAAGAACAUCUUACGUGCUUUUAAUGAGUUUAACUGAAAAAAAGUUCAUUAAAUCUGUUGACAUGCAUCAAUAUUGUUACAGUUCACUAAAGCCUUCACUAUUUGCUGAAGUCAACACAGUUAACUUUAGCAUUAGCGUUGUACAUUUGUCUAGGCAGUUUAAUAAAUGGCUGCAUUUUAAAUAAAUAGGACACUAAAAUCUGAAUAUUUUAGCUGCUGAAGCUGACCACAAAAAGAAAACCUAAAGGUCCCCCCUCAUUCCACCUCGAUGUGGUUUCAAAUUCCUGCUUCACACUUCCAGGGUACAUCGAAUGCAGCACUAUAGUCCUCCUGUUGUUUUAAUGCGACUCCAUGUUAAAUCCUCGUCUGUGAGAAGUGGUUUUAAGCGGUUUUGUUGUGGCAAACCAUCAGGUAUCAUUAAUUUUAUCCUCCGUCAAAGAGAUGAACAUGUUUUAGAAACGAGCAGUUAGAUUACUGAGAGAUUUGUGUACAAAGAACAAUGCAGUUACUAAAUUAAGAUAUAGUUUAGCAAAAAUCAAAUGGAAGACUAACAAAAUCCCUGAGAAUAAUUUGUCUGAUAGGAAAGGGAGCUGUAGUCUUUUUCAAUGCUGCUGUCACCUGAGUUUUCUCUGUCAGUGAUUUUUUUUAGUUUGUAGAAAAUUGUCUCCUGUUUUUUUUUCUUUUGUCUGUCACUUGAAAUCUUUGAGCUAAUUUGCCUUAUUUUUGAUGAAUUAAUCUUAGAAGUAGAUUAGAGUUUAGCUGUAGAUUUUAGCUUUUUAUAGAAUAGAUGUUAGUUUUUCUCUGCAUAGGGAAUGAUACUGUUUUCUUGUGCACAUUGAGUUUUCUCUUGUUUUCUUUUCACAUGAAUUUCCGUUCCAAACCUUGCUUCGUCUGUCCUGACAUUGUGUCUGGCCUGUUUGUAGGAAGCCUUUCAGAAUGGAGAGCUGAACCAAACAAUUAGUUUAUCUAGUGCUGAUUCUAAAGAUUCAUACUGAUGCUGCGUCGGUGUUGCGGAUCAAACAAGCUUAAGUACAGAAAAACUUGGAUAUGUUUCAUAUUUUGUCAGUCAGCACAUCAAGUGGAGCUCAUGCACCAUCCAAAUAUGUUGAACUUUAAUUUAUACAGGCAUCAAAAACUGUAGAUAUGUAGAUAAUAGAAAUAAUGGUUUUACAAAGGACUGCUCACUAGACCAUGGAAGUGCCAUUAAAGACAAUUCUUACAGCCUUUAGUGAGACAGCAAGUCUGAAUGAAUUUGUGAGUGAUCCAAAAUUCUGCAAAAACAAUUUUUAGCUAAGCCUUAAUGUUUUUCUCUCUGGAUGAACUGCCUGAUUUCUCAUAGGACAUUGAUUUGUAUAUACUGCGGAAAUGACAGCAGGCUUCUUUGAGCGCCAUCGAGUUGGUCGUCGUCUCAAGUUAGCUGUAGGGUUCCGAGGAGCUUUUCUUCCUGCUCCUCGACCAUCCAUGUUUGAAUCCAGUGAAAAGCAGAGCGCGAUAACGUCUUUCUUGAGGCUCACACUUUGAUGCUUCUGUCUCUGACUCGUCACUUCCUCACGUUGGCUUUUUUGCUGCGUGUUUCUGUCGUACAUUUCUGCAACCAAAGAUGUUGUAGCCACUCACCGUUUAGCUCUCUGUCUCGGAUAAACUGCUCUCCUCAUCUGCUGUCUGUAGCUGGAUAAGAUGCCUUUUUAUUCGUUCUGAUAGACUCAGAAAGAGAAAAGGCUGCAAUAAAGGUGUUAGCAUGCACCCAUCGUUCCACGUUAUGACUACAAUAUAAAGUUUAUUGGCUCUGUCACAUAAAGGACGUGCAUCGGAAUAUUUCAACUCAUUUUCAUUAAUACAUAAAUAAAUGUGUUAGUGGAGUGUUGAACUUUCUUGACCUCAGCAGACAUCCGGGAGGAACACAGAGCUCGACUUUUGUAAUGUUGUCAAACAUGAGUUUUCAGACACGAGAGCUAAUUUUGUAAAUAGUCUUUCUUUCCUUCCACUUGCUCUUUUCACCAUUUUGUUUGUUUCUUCUCGCGUGUUUUCUUGUUUGUUUUUUUUAAUGAUUCAUAACCUGUCCAGAUAACACAGUGACUAGCAAGUUUUCAGAUUCAGUGCACCAUGAAGGAAAAUGUUCAGAGAAAUGAUAUUCCAUGUAUUAGCCAUCACUUUUAAUACAAAAACAAGAUUUUGAAACUAUGAAAUGACUUGUUACAAUGCAGUGUUUAUUUAUUUAAAUUUUUUUUACAACAAUAAUGAUAUUACAGGAAAUCAUUUUGCUCUGAGAUGAAUUGAUGUUUAAAAUGACAUGACAGUUCUAGGACUACUAAAAUCAGUGGUGAACUCCACCAAUAGCACACAGCAUUUGAAAGAAAACGAACCUCAUUGCACUUAUUUUUAGUCCGCAUCAAUUUGUGUGCUAUUUUUGUCCAUCCUAUUGGCAAUUGGAUGACUUAUUUCAUAGUUUCAAAAUGUUUUGCUGCUAAAACAGGAUUUCCAAACAGGUGGUUAGAUGUUGUCCAUUCUGGAUUUUCAAAAUCUCGACUUUAAUUUUAUUUUGGUUGAUACCAGUGCACCAAUUAUCUAAUGAUAUUAAUACAUAGUAAAGAGUUUUCUGUUAUUUUGAUAAUGAGCAGUUUAAAGUUUAAAUUUCAAAUCGCUAUAGCUCAGAAAUGUAAUCUUAAGGAGACAUUUCUGAACAGAAAAUACUAAAAACACGUCUCGCUGCUCAACACUGUAUGAACCAAGUUUGUGUGAAUCACAAGCAUUUUGAAAAUCCAACGGGCUCAUCUCACUGCCUGCUUGCGAACGGUUUUCUUAUUUAUACAAGAACUCAUUUUGUACAGUUUUGUUAGAGGAAAGAGGUUUUGAUAUUUGGUUUUUUUGCAAAUGCCACUUGGCUACUUUUGUCUUCCUGUGCCAGAGUUGCUAAAUUGUCUGUAACUUGUGUUUUUUUUUUAUUGAUUGAAAUAAGAUUUGACUUCUUCCUUGGUUUUCUCUUUGAAUUUGAAUAUGUCAGUUUUUCUUUUUUUAAUAAAAGCCUUGUUUCAA
Molecule: messenger RNA, 5527 nt
Organism: Amphiprion ocellaris (clown anemonefish)
Lineage: Eukaryota; Metazoa; Chordata; Actinopteri; Pomacentridae
Product: RNA-binding motif, single-stranded-interacting protein 2-like
Exons: 14
Coding region: 90-1292 (400 amino acids)
Cellular component (GO): nucleus; cytosol; ribonucleoprotein complex
Molecular function (GO): mRNA 3'-UTR binding; poly(U) RNA binding; poly(A) binding
Source: RefSeq, a predicted model, not a curated record